This is a messenger RNA of Nylanderia fulva, 1908 nucleotides long. RefSeq names its product 3-hydroxyacyl-CoA dehydratase 2 (gene Hacd2). Gene Ontology annotation, biological process: sphingolipid biosynthetic process; fatty acid elongation; very long-chain fatty acid biosynthetic process. Gene Ontology annotation, cellular component: endoplasmic reticulum membrane. Gene Ontology annotation, molecular function: 3-hydroxyacyl-CoA dehydratase activity. The record is from RefSeq and is a predicted model, not a curated record. NCBI's taxonomy places the organism in Eukaryota, Metazoa, Arthropoda, Insecta, Hymenoptera, Formicidae.
UCUCUUCUUUAGGCAGGCCUUUGGCGAUCUGUCUAUUAAUCUGUGUCCGUGACCUAUACUAUCUGUAUCCAAUGAUUAUUUGUAUGCGAGCGUGAAUAAGGAGUUUUACACUUAAUUAUAUUCAAUCGAUCACGAAUUAAUAACUGGGAAUUUAUUAAUAAAAGUGUGACAAAAAUGGGAAACGUUAUGUAUGCAUUAUUAUGAAUAAUGUAGAUUUAUAGAAUUUGCAAACAAAAAAGUGAUAUAAUAAUUGACAGUAACACUUGUGAUAAAAUGUCUAACACACUUACACCAUUUGUAUACUGGGCCCAAACAGAAAAUCAAAUUACAUUAAAAGUGGACCUGACUGAUGUAAAAGAAUUUAAUGUUAAUCUAAAGGAAACUACAUUGCAAGUUACAGCUUAUGGUCAGGGAGCUAGAGGUCUUAAUAAUUACAGCUUCAAUCUGAGUCUUCAUUCACCUAUUGAUCCAAAUGAGAGUAAUUACAAAGUAAUUGACCGUCAAGUGGAUUUUAUCUUGAAAAAGAAAUAUAGCAGUUGGUGGCCAAGAUUAACAAGUCAGCCGCAAAAGCCUUCAUGGCUUAAGAUUGAUUUUGAUAAAUGGAAAAGUGAAGAUAUGGAUGACAAUGAUGAUGAAAAACGUGACAUUCAUAAUGAUUACCCUGACAUGUAUGAUAAAUUGCAUAAAGAAGAAUUUGGUUAUAGAAAAGAGGAUCUUGCAAAGGUGUACCUAGUGAUAUAUAAUCUCUGUCAAUUUGUUGGUUUUAUUUAUGUACUUGCUGUAAUGGGUAUACGAUACUCACGAGAUGGGCCAGAUUCCAUGAAAGAAACAUUUGCCACAGUUGGCAAUCCGCUCAAGUUCAUACAACUUUUACAAUUUUUAGAGGUAAUGCAUCCUUUAUUUGGAUAUACAAAGAGUAACACACUUGUGUCCUUCUUGCAAGUGGGAGGAAAAGCGUUUGUGUUGUUUUUUAUGAUUGAUGCCGAGCCUCGUAUGCAAACUAAGCCAGUUGUUUUCUAUUUGUUCCUGAUAUGGAGUUUAAUAGAGAUAGUCAGAUAUCCAUAUUAUAUUACACAGUUAUUGAACAUUGAAAUAUCCUUUUUAACAUGGUUAAGAUACACCUUAUGGAUACCAUUAUAUCCAUUAGGUUUUGUAUGCGAGGGUAUCAUAAUAUUACGGAAUAUUCCAUAUUUCGAGGAAACUCAGAAAUUUACAGUUUCCUUACCGAAUACUUACAAUUUUGCUCUUCACUUCCCAUCUGUCAUGAGACUUUAUUUACUUCUAUUGCUCUUGCCUGGAAUAUAUACAUUAAUGUCCCGUAUGAGUCAAUUACGCUCUAGAAAACUUGGAAAAUCUACUAUUAAGAGGAAGUACAAAGCAGCAUAAGUAACUUUAAGCUUAUUUCCAUUCUGUAUUUCUUUUGUAAUUACUGUUAUAUGAAAGAUUAAUUAAAAAAAGUAAAAUAAUGAAAAACAUAAUGGCAACUUUGUUUUAACAUGUACAAUAAUGUAAUUUUAUAUAGAUGUUUUAUAUUGUUUUUGGUUAGAUAGGUUUUUUAUAUGUAUGAUAAUGCAAAUUUUAUUUGAGUGUAUGCAUAGUAAGACAUACAAAAUUCGUUGAGUAAUUAUGCAUUAAUUACCUAAGCUGAUUUUAUCUGCUUAUACUACAUUUAUUAAUGUAUGUAAUUCAAAGGAGCAAUACCAAAGUUAAUAUUAAGACUAAUUGAGUUUUUGCAUGUCUUGAAUACAAAUCUUGUAUAUGAGAAAAUAGAAUAAAUCAUGUAAAUAAGACAAAUAUUACAAUACAAUUUCGUUGGAUCUACAAUGUAUCUAAUAUAUUUAUAUACUAUGCAUAUAUUAGACAUAUAAUAUAGGUUUAUAGAAAUACAUUGUCUUGAAAAGCUAGAAA